AUGCCUGCCCUCAAGACUCUUAUUGCUUCCGGUCUCCUGGGAGCUGCCUCAGCCCUGAACCCCAGCUGCGCUCCAGGUGGAAACUUCGACCUCAGCAAAUGGUCUCUCCAGCUUCCCAUCGGCAACCCGGGCAGCCCAACUACCAUCCCGGCGUCCCAGCUUGAGGGCUGCAAUGGUUACCAAGACCCGGGUCACCAUUACUUUUUCACCGAGAGCGGCGAUGGUGCCCUGGUCAUGAAAGUGCCGGGAGCUCCCUCAAACACUGGCUGUGUCACCACGCCCAACAGCCAGCAUUGCCGUACGGAGCUGCGUGAAAGCAACCCGAGCAGCUGGAGCCCUAACAACCCCAACAACAAACUGACGGUGUCUUUGGCUGUCGAGCAGCCCGACAACUCUGGCCACGGCACCGUCAUUGGCCAAAUUCAUAUCGAUGACAGCGUCAGCACGAAGCCAGUAUGCGAGCUCUACUACAACUCUAGUGGUGUUCUCGCCAUGGGUGUUGAGCAGACUCGCUCCGGUGGCAACGAAAUCAUCACCCCUGUUGGUAAUGUCCCUGUUGGACAGCCUUUCACCUAUACCAUUAGCUACUCCAGCAAUGUCCUCAGCGUCAGCAUCAAUGGCGGUGCAGCACAGACGCUCAGCACAUACUCCCUCGAUGCCCCCCCCAGCUACUUCAAGGUCGGCAACUACAACCAGGGCUCCAGCGCUUCUGAUGUUCACUUCUAUUCGAUCAGUGUCUCCCAUUAA
Messenger RNA from Trichoderma reesei QM6a, 747 nucleotides. RefSeq names its product polysaccharide lyase family 7. Bases 1 to 747 code for a protein of 248 amino acids. The record is from RefSeq and is a predicted model, not a curated record. The transcript has a single exon. Lineage: Eukaryota; Fungi; Ascomycota; Sordariomycetes; Hypocreales; Hypocreaceae.